Trichoplusia ni (cabbage looper) is the source of this 7441-nucleotide messenger RNA. RefSeq names its product catenin delta-2 (gene p120ctn). The record is from RefSeq and is a predicted model, not a curated record. Bases 779 to 3331 code for a protein of 850 amino acids. Gene Ontology annotation, molecular function: cadherin binding. Gene Ontology annotation, biological process: cell-cell adhesion; cell-cell junction assembly. Gene Ontology annotation, cellular component: adherens junction; nucleus; cytoplasm. NCBI's taxonomy places the organism in Eukaryota, Metazoa, Arthropoda, Insecta, Lepidoptera, Noctuidae. The transcript is spliced from 20 exons.
AUGAGCGUUAUUAUGUACGUACUCAUUACUAAAAUAGCCCAUUUUAAUAUCACUCGUGUAAACACGCUUAUAUACACUGUGUAAUACAUUUCCAUCUGAUUGAUUCUGGAGUGGAGAUAUCCAUCGCAAGUUAAGUACAGUCUCGUAAACGGAUUAGCAAUCGAGUUAAGGUGUAAAUCAGUAUGUAUAGAAUACGAAUACCAGUACGGGAGCCGCAUUGGAAAUUGGCAGAGCGAAUGCAAUCAAUACCUCAAUACUUGUCUAUUUCUUACCGCUACACAGCGUACGUAAUUAGUGGUGUUUGUUACGCGUAAUGUCACGUAAUACGUACUCGUUCAAUUCCUAUAACGGUAUCAUUGCGUUUAUUACGUGCUACCAAUGGCUAUUGCCGUCGCCCGAUAACACUGAUAUUGCAUCGACAUUUUUAUGCGUCGAUAAGAUUAGAUGCGACACUUUUGCACUUGAAAUCGAUUUGUUUGGCGAGUGAAGUUUUUUUUUUAAGAUUCAGUCCUUGAAUGUCCUUGGUAAAUGUCAGACAUCUAGAGAGAUAGAGAGUAUAUAGUGCUAUAGUCUCCUUAUCAAGCUUGCUCACAGUAAUUUUCUUAAAAAGUGACCGUGAAAGUUCUCCGUCAAUUUCGUCCAUCACAUAAAACAGUCUUGAUUCAACGGGCCUGUGGAGGGCGCGUACGGUUCGCAACACAGCCCGGUGUCGCGAUCCGACGCCUCCACGGAAGACGCCGAGCUGUCGGCAGCUUUGGCCCACCAGCACCAUCUAGCUAUGCAGGCUGGUGAAUACCCGGUAGUAGGUGCUGGGGUAGAGCCCGACUACGGGCAGUAUGUGUCGUCACCGGCGGCUCACUACAACCACAUGGGACACCUCACGAUGGCGCCCUCCCAGAAAUACCCUCACGUAAUGGACUCGGUAUCAGUGAGCGGCGGCGGCAGCUACGCGGGCGCGGGCGGCGCCGGCCACUACGGCAGCUACAGCCACUACGGCACCGCCGCCUACCAGCCGCAGACCGCCUACAUGGUCGAGACUACGCAGGUGCCGCAGUAUAUGAGUCAGGUUGGACACUACGGCACUGCAGCCGACCAAACACAGAACACUUACGCAGUGGAUACGACGCAAGUACCUCAGUAUAUUGGACAGGAAUACGGGGAAGGAGGUGGAAGUGCUUCGCCCCGGAGCGCAUCUCCCGGUGCGUUGCCGCAACACAACCUACAUCUACAGCAAAGGUACGACUCAGCGUCGCUGGAGCAGCUGGGCCGGCACUACUGCGUGACGUCACCGCGCGGGGAGUACGCGCCCGACGCGUACGGCUACCAGCACUACCCCGCCGCAUACGAGCCGCCGCACCAGCCGCCGCCAUUCAAGGAUUCUCAAAAUGGAUUAAGUCUAGGUAGCGCCGGUGGACAGUCAAUGUAUGGAGACGACGAGGAGUUACAAAAACAGAUGGCGAAUAUGGCGCUGGGUGAGUUCCACGGCGGUGUCGGCGGUCGCGAGGAGACCGGCGGGCUACAAUGGCGUGAUCCUAACUUACCAGAAGUCAUCGGUUUCCUGAACUCUCCCUCCGACGUCGUGAAGGCCAACGCGGCCGCUUAUCUACAGCAUCUCACCUAUAUGGAUGAUCCAAAUAAACAGAAGACUAGAAGCUUAGGCGGCAUCCCGCCGCUGGUCCGGCUGGUGUCGCACGAGAACCCCGAGGUGUGCCGCAACGCGUGCGGGGCCCUGCGCAACCUGUCGUACGGGCGCCAGAACGACGAGAACAAGCGCGCCAUCCGCGACGCCGCCGGCAUCCCCGCGCUCAUGGCGCUGCUGUGUCGCGCCACCGACAUGGAGGUUAAGGAGCUAGUAACCGGUGUCAUAUGGAAUAUGUCUUCGUGCGAAGACCUGAAGCAGUCCAUCAUCGACGACGCCGCUCAGGUGAUCGUCAACAAGGUCAUCAUCCCGCACUCCGGAUGGCAUCCCACCAACCCUGGAGACACUUACUGGUCUACGGUGUUCCGCAACGCGUCGGGCGUGCUGCGCAACGCGUCGUCGGCGGGCGAGUACGCGCGGCGGCGCCUGCGCAGCCUGGCGGGGCUGGCCGAGGCGCUGCUGCACGCCGUCAAGGCCGCGCUCGUGGCCAACGCCAUCGGGACCAAGAUCGUCGAGAACUGCGUCUGCGUGCUCAGGAACCUGUCCUACAGGUGUCAAGAAAUCGAAGACCCGCUGUACGAUACAAGAGCGCCACCUACACAGUCAUCUGGGCAGGCGAGGAUACAAGCGAGCGCUUCGAAAGGUGAAAACCUCGGUUGUUUCGGCGGUAGUAAAAAGAAGAAGGAAGGUUCGUCGUCAUCGAACUCGACCAGCCCUCUCGGCAAGAGCGAGCCGGACGCGCCGCCGCUGGGCGACAGCGCGCCCUCGCAGCUCGGCUACUCCGUGCCCAAGGGGACCGAGAUGCUGUGGUCGCCCGAGGUGGUCCCCCUAUACAUGGCGCUGCUGCAGACCUGUUCCAACCCUGAGACCCUGGAAGCUGCUGCGGGCGCGCUGCAGAACCUCGCCGCCUGCUACUGGCAGCCCUCCAUCGACAUCCGCGCAGCUGUCCGGAAAGAAAAAGGUCUACCAAUAUUAGUUGAGCUGUUGCGCAUGGAGGUGGACCGCGUGGUGUGCGCCGUGGCCACAGCUCUGCGGAACCUGGCCAUCGACCAGCGGAACAAGGAGCUCAUCGGGAAGUACGCCAUGCGGGAUCUGGUGCAGAAGCUGCCCAGUGGGAACCAUCAACAUGAUCAGCAGGGCACAUCGGACGACACGAUAGCUGCUGUGCUGGCGACCCUCAACGAGGUGAUCAAGAAGUCGGGCGAGUUCUCGCGCUCGCUGCUGGAGGCGGGCGGCGUCGAGCGGCUGCUCAACCUCACCAAGAUGCGGCAUCGACACACGCCUAGGGUGCUCAAGUUCGCAGGGCAAGUGCUGAUGACGAUGUGGUCCCACGCGGAGCUGCGCGAGGUGUACCGCAAGCACGGCUGGCGCGAGGCCGACUUCCUCACGCCCGCGCGCGCCGCGCAGCCCCGCGCCGCCUCCACCGCCAGCGGCCAGGGCACGCCGUCGUCGGGCGCGGGCGCGCCGCACUCGCCCAGCAACGCCAACUCCACGCUCAGCCGGCCCAUGGCCUCCACCGGCGGCACGCGCUACGAGGACCGCACUAUACGCAGGCAUCGCGAGAACGAUGACAUGCCGGCGAUGGAAGUGAACAACUAUCACGACGGGCUGGGCAUGGGCAACCCCAACGGUCGGCCGAUGAACCUGCAGGGCGUCCAGGCUCAGAUGCCGAUGCCGCCGAGCAGUCGUUAGCAAGAAAACCGCACAGUCGAUGUACUUGUCUGAUCGAAUUAAGUAAAUGUAUAAUUAAAUCCUUUUCUAAACAAAAAAGAUUUAAUAUUUGGUAGAGAAAUUGGCUGCAAACUGGUUAUAAAUGACGCACUACCGAGUAAAGAUCUAUGAAAAAUGAACGAGCAUAGUUUAUUACACAAAAGUUUUAUAAAUUUCUGAAAAUAUUUAUACUGUAUGUCUUUGUGUUUAUAUAGAAGCACUGUUGCGGUUCUGAAACCAAGGCGGCGUAUACAAAUCGCAUCGGUGUAUUAUUUCGUUUCAUUCAGUAUAUUUUGACAGCCGAAGAGACAGUGUUUCAGAUUUAAAGUUUGGCAGUGGCAAAAAUGGACUAUUCUUUUAUGUUUAGAAAAGGAUGGCUAUAUGUAUAGUGUUUACUUAAUUUCUAUCGACAUAUGAUAUUCAGGAAACUUCAUAGUAACGUUAUAAUGAUAUAAGUAAAAAUGUAACGUGCUAUGUUUUAAAAGAGUGAUUCUAAUAAGUCGUCAAUGUUGUAUUUAAAAUAAUAGACUAUACAAUAUUACAUAGAAAGCCAACAAUAUUGCGAAUAACAAUUUGAAUAAAAGCUAUUUUCUUUAUUUCCAAUUCCCGUUUCCGUUACGAUCAAGACAACCUGUCAAUUACUUUAGGUUGAUCUUGUGGUAACUAAGACUUGCGAAAAUUAACCUUAUGGCAUUAAAAUAAGGUAUAUUCUCAUCACUGCAUCACUGAUAUUUUUAAACAUAGUACAUUACAAUAGUUUACAUGAAGACAUAAAAUAUCUAAUCCACUGUGCAUGAGGGUAUGACUUUGUGAGAAUUUACAAAAUUUGAUCAAUUUUUUAUUUAAAUUUUUACAAUGGCAAACUUUAGGUUGUGCAAACAUUUUGUAUUUAAGAUAUAAGACCAGUAUUAUCGUUGUUGUGACAGGAACGGAUUUAAAUCAAUUUCGAUGAUUAUUUUUUAAAUUAAAUUCUCAUGAAGUCAUGGUUUAGAAGUUGUUUAUAGUGUGAGAGUAAACAUGCACAAGCAUUUAUGUUAAAUAAUCAUUAAAGUAGCGAACGCUCGUUGAAUGUGGUAUAAGCUAUUUCAACGUUGAUUUUGUACAGUCGUCGACAAUUAACGUUUAAUGUAUAGAUUUCUCAAAGUUAUACAAUUUCUGUUAAUUUAAUAUCAUUGUUAAUUACACCGCAAUAGUUGAAUUCGUUUUAUAGUUAAAUACGUUAAAUCUGCAAACUUUUAUACGCUGUUUUCUGUCCGAAAAUAUGGUAGCAGUUAUUUAGAUAAACCGUGUGAUAUCUUUUUCAUAAAUCAGGUUUUCAUAUUUGUACGAAUUUUAUUUAAUUCACAUGACAAGAGUACACGAAUAUUUGACGGAGAUAUUUGACAAAAAUAUCCCAAAAAUAAUUUUAAUUUUCAUGGUUUGUUGUCAUUGACUGUACAUUAAAUUAGUUUGCCUUAAGGCCUAAAGUCUAAUCAUCGCAUUUGGAUGUACGUUUUAUACAAUUAUUGCCAUUUUUUUUAUUUGUAAAGAUAUCAUGUCAAUUCCCUAUGUAAAUAGUCGUGCCAUUUCUGUAUUUAUAAUAAAAAUAAAUCUUAAAAGGGUUUUCCUGUAGGUGUUGUAUUUUCUAUUUAAAAUUUGAGGCUCACCGUCAUUCGAUAGGUGUUGUUUUGUUGUACAAUUGAAAUGUUGAACGAAAUUAAAAAGGUACCAAGACAUAAUUAUUGAAAGACACAUAAAGUUGUCAUAGAAAUGCGAAGCAAUAUGUGUGUAUAUGUGCAUAAGUUGAUACAAUUAAGCACAUAAGUACUAAUAUGACACCAAACUUUUAAAAUACAGGGGCCUAACAGUGUCCUUUACAUCAACAACGGUGGUAGCUUAUACAUAGUCCGGUGGAGUUGUCAAAUCCAAGGGCGUUUUUUUACAUUCAAUUGUACAACAGUCAAUCCAAUAUGAUAUAUCUUAAUAUAACCAUUUAUACUAAAACGUGGACUAAAAAGUUUACAUUGAUAAAAAAUACAUUUCAAAUAAUCGGGUUUUGAAUAUAUAAUUGUUAUUAUUUAUAACGUAUUAGUCUAGACGAACGACCGUUUUACACGAAAUCGUUUAGUGAGAUUUUGUUGUAAAACGGUGUUAAGUAUUUAACGGUAAUUAUAGAAGUUUUGUAAUAUUUUGUAUCCAUUCCAAGCCCUCUACGAUAAUGUAAGUAUAGGCGUCUAUUGUCCUCUAUAUGUAAGUAAUAUCCGUCUUGUAUAUUAGCGUAAGAAGCGUAUGGGAUGUUCGCGUAGCUAUUGUUUAUACGGUAUUGUUUAAAUUAUUGUGGUUUUGUGAUGUGAUUUCUAUGUUAUUGAUAUGACUCAUUAGUUGAUGGCUAGUUUACAUUCUAAAUACUGGCUCAAAAAUAUGGGUAUGGCUCAUUUAAAUAAUAAUAAUAAUACCAAACUAUAUACGAAUCACUACUGGACACGGUCACGUUAACUCACUGCGGGUUGGCCAUUUUAGAUUGCAGUAUUUGGACGCAAAUGUAAUCCAUUAGAACAAGUUUUUUUUUGUCGUACUGUUGUUGAAGAGAAACGCUACUCUACGCCGUGUCGUAUACUGCCUCGCUUCCGUAACUGCAACGGAAUGAUUUGUGAGGUCUUAGUGUUAAUAAUUUAAGAAAAUACAUACAUUUUUGAGUCAAAUAUCAAUGAUAAAGAUGUCACAAUCGCGCUUGACGAGACGGUUACUGCCAAGUCAAAUAAUGACGAACUUAUAAAUGAUUUGUAGAUAAAAUAUAAUCUUGUCAGUACAUGAGGCUUGCUAUUAAGUCCUCGUAUUCAUGGACUACGUAACUACGUGUACGGUCGCAAGAUAAUAGACCUUAUUCCUAUACAGCUAAGAGCAGUUAUCGUGUGUUGACCGACGGUCCCAGCGACAGCUACCACGAGAAUUGCAAACGACGGCAGCUUUAAAAUAUGUUUUGUUUUUUCGGUUGAUUUCCCUCCGUUUAUGAUUUUAAUUGUUAGUGUAAUUAUUUAUUUAAUAUUAAAUCAUAAGAUUAUAUUUGUAGGGUUAUUAUAUAAGGGGUUUCGUGCGAGAACGGAUUGUUUUUUGGAAUAUAUUUUAUGCACAAUAAUGCAUUUCUACGUCCGCGACAGGAUAUUGUUGACUGACUACCCUGGUACAAAGGUAACCUCAUCCAGUGCAUUAUAAUGAUUUAAGUACCCGUGUAUGUAAGUUUUGUAUGAUAUUUUCUAUUAUAAAAAUGUAAGCGAAUGUACAAGAAUGUUUUUAUUACGAUAUGCUUGCCACGGCGUUGCCGCUUCCAUGAAGCGAACAUUUUAUAUUUCCGCAUAAAAAGCUUACGUUGAUAUUUGUGUUCGGUUUGUCUAGAUGUAAGUAUAUUAUUUACGCAUAAUUUCAUAUAUUUUUUAUUUAUCGUGUCUUUUAGACGGGAAACAUUAGUAAAUUGUAGGCAUUAUUAGAUAUAUUGUUUAUAUUAUAUAUCUAUUAAUAUUAAUGUCUAUAUUAAAUUUUAUAGGGAUCCUUACUUAGGCUUUGUAUAGUUAUAUUUUACUUUAUGGGCUGUCUAAUAUCGUUUAUGUACUUCCACUUCACAGUAAAAGAUCUCUUGAUGUUUCCAAAUUUAAUUUUUAAGACGUAUAGUUUCACCAUAAUGUCAAGCGUCUUAGCGCUGCUCUUUACUGAGCUAUGACGUCACUACCUGGUUAACUAUGGGACAAUGACGUCACAGGAAAAUGAUUAAAAAGUCGUGUCUUUAUGACGUCAUAAGUCAGUAAACAGCAGGACCUAGUGUUAAACCACAAGUAAAAUAUAUUAACAUCUAUGGUCAACCAUAGAUAUUAUAGUUGUUGGAACAGUAAUACUCGAUUAUUUAUAUUUUAUUUAAAAAAUUUAUAUUGAGAAAGUAAUUAAUAUUUAACGAUAUCGUCUGCGUUUGUCGUUGCGACAGUUUAGUAGUUAAAUAUAAUGAUAGUUUGUCUUAUGUCACGUUGUAUGUAGUCUAAUAGAGCAUUAUUCUCUUACAUAAAGAUACCUUAUUAUUAAACAAAUUAUAUUAUCAAAGAGAAUUAAACGAAUGAUUUUUUUAUU